UGCGCUAGGCAGAGAAUACCCGGACGUGAUGCCAGACCAACACCAAUCUACAGAUGCGCGUCAUCCCCUUGGCUGGUCACAUCAUCUCGGUCAUAACGCGUCGCCUCUUUUCCCCUGCCAUGUAACGCCGACCCACGACAGAUGGCAGGCACAUACAUAAAAGCCGGUUGGGGGCCUCUUCUUUGGGAAUCAACGUAACCCCUUCUUGCUCAGCAGGUUACGCCCAAAAGCCUCGCACUCCAGGAACAGCCCUGAGCAGUCGAGCCCCACCAUGCGCAGCACAAUCCUCUCCACCGCCUCGGCCCUCGCCCUCGCCCUCAACCUGGGCGGGGCCUGGGCCUCGAUCCGGAGCGAGGACGGCGAGGCGGCUCCAUUGGUGGCCCGCAGCUUCAUCGUCGAGUACGCCGGCGCCGGCGGCUCGUCGGCCAAGCAUCGGCGCCAGACGGCCGCAAUCGCGUCCACCGACGGCAUCAAGGUCGUCAAGGCGUUUGACAGCGAGAUCUUCACCGGCGCCAGCAUCGAGACCGAGACGUACAACGCCGAUGACCUCGAGCGCCUGCCCGGCGUGGUCCGAGUCUGGCUCAACGAGGAAGUCAAGCUGGCGCCUCUGCAAGACCAGCGCGCCGCCGCCGUCGAGGAUGCCCUUGAAUACACCACUCACAACGUCACAGGUGUUUCCAAGCUGCAUGCUCAAGGCUUGUUUGGAAAGGGUGUUAAGGUUGGUGUCGUUGAUACCGGCAUCUGGUACGACCAUCCUGCUCUGGGUGGUGGCUUCGGAGCCGGCUUCAAGGUCGCCGGUGGAUGGGACUUUGUCGGCGAUGGCAACUAUCCCAUAAGCGGCCCCAAGGCGCCCGAUGAGGAUCCGAUUGAUAGCAACGGCCACGGCACUCAUGUCGCCGGCAUUGUCGCUGGAAAGACAGAGGGUUGGACUGGAGUUGCUCCCGAGGCCGAACUUCAUGCCUACAAGGUUUUCUCCAACGCCGGUAGCACCGACUCGGCCACACUGAUCGAGUCGUUCCUCCAGGCUUACGAGGAUGGAAUGGACAUCAUCACUGCCAGCAUCGGUGGUGCCAAUGGCUGGUCAAACAACGCCUGGGCCGAGGUGGCCUCUCGUCUGGUCGAGGAAGGCGUCGUGGUGACAAUCUCUGCCGGUAACUCAGGUUCCAUCGGCCCCUUUUACGGCAGCUCCGGGUCUUCAGGCCGCAACGUCAUCGCUGUCGCAUCGGUCUCCACUGCGCUUCUCCCAGUUUAUCCCUUCGAGGCCACGUUUACCCCCGCCGGCGGUAGCUCCGAUACGGUCAAGGUCGGCUACAUCCCAGCCCGCGAUUAUUUCCCGCCCACCGUGGUCGACUGGCCCAUUGUGUCGCUCUCGCUUGACCCUACUGCCACCGCAGAUGGCUGCACCCCGUACCCGCCCGGUACGCCCAGCCUGCGAGGCAAGAUCCCGCUGGUGCGUCGCGGCACCUGCACGUUCCAGGUCAAGCAGGAAAACUUGGCCGCCCUGGGAGCGAAGUACAUCCUCAUUUACAACAACGAAUCUCCCAUCACGACUCCUGGCACAAGCAACUACACCACCCUGAUUGCCAUGAUUCCCGCCGAAUCGGGUGAAUCUAUCAUCGAAACUCUCAAGUCCGGUGGUAACGUAACGGCCGACUUUUCAUCUGUCCCUGAAAUCCCCAUCGGCCUGCCCUACUCCGAAGGCAACCGCCCCAACAUCUUCACUUCCUGGGGUGCUCUGUACGACCUACAGCUCAAGCCCGACAUUGCUGCGCCUGGAGGACAGAUCUUUAGCACCUGGCUCGACGGCUCCUACAACAUCAUCAGUGGUACGUCCAUGGCCUGCCCGUAUGUAGCCGGCGUCGCCGCCCUCUACAUCAGCGCCAAGGGUGGCCGCUCCGUGCAGGGCAAAGGGUUCGCACGCGUCCUGUCCCGACGCAUCAUCUCCAGCGGCGUGGCCCUGCCGUGGUCGGACGGCACGUCGCGCGACUACAACUUCGCCGCCCCUCCCGCGCAGGUAUCGACGGGCCUGAUCGACGCCUUCAAGGUGCUAGAGUACGACACGCAGCUCGAGUUCAACAAGAUGGAGCUCAACGACACGCGCUACUUUUCGCGCUACCACGACGUGACCGUCACCAACCAGGGCUCCGAGCCCAUCUCGUACAAAUUCUCCAGCCAGGCGGCCGCUGGCGUCGACACGAUCACUUGGGCCGCCGCGGCGGUCGGGUCGGGCGUCACGCAGCGCAUCCGAACCUUUGACCAGCUCACCCCGCGCGCCUACGAGCCUGUCGUCAGCCUGCCGCGCGACUUCACCCUCGGGCCCGGCGAGUCCAAGCGCGUCAGCGUGAACUUUGGCAACCCAGACACGCUGGGCUGGAACGCGUCGGCGUUGCCGCUGUACGGUGGCAAGGUGGUCGUGGCGGGCAGCAACGGCGAGGUGCUCUCGGUUCCGUACAUGGGUGUCGGGGCGGACUUGAGGAAUCAGGUCGGGUCGAUCGUCGAGAGGGGUUUCCCUUAUAUUACCUCUGAACGCAACAGCACUCUUAUUCAGGACAAGAACUGGUUCUCUUUCAACUUGAGCCUGGGCGCACAAGACUUCCCUAGGUCCAACCUCAAGCUCCUCUGGGGUACUCGCCAGAUUCGCUGGGAUAUCUUCGAAUCGACCUGGACCGAGCGCAACUGGGUGUACCCUCCGGUGGUUGGCCAAAACGGCUACGUGGGCACGGCGACCCAGCACGUCAGCUCGAGCGCGGGCGGGUCGUUCGACCCGUCCCGCGACGACCCGGACCAGACCUCGCCGUUCCCCAUCUACGACGUCGCCCGCACCCAGCUCGCCAGCGUGUACCAGUUCUGGUGGCUCGGCAAGCUCGGCAAUGGGUCGCAGAUCGCAGAGGGCCGCUACACGAUGCGCUUCGCGGUGCUCAAGCCCUUUGGGAACCCCAGGGCCGCUGAUAAUUGGGAUGUCCUCAGGACGCCUGUUUUUGAGGUUCGUGGCAAGUACUGAGAUCUGGCCUUUGUGCUUUUUAUGUAUUCUUAGGGAGAAGGGUUGGCCGCGCAAGUUUAUAUCAAACCUUUGGAUGUUGAAAAGCCUCUUGCAUGGCGCAUUUUCUGGAGUGAAGUAUCCCUGUAUAAUCAUGUUGCGUAGGUAUUCAGAUGAAUGUAUCAUGAGUCCUAUAGUCUAUGGAAAGAGGCUAGGAAAUACCUUGAG
This is a messenger RNA of Pyricularia grisea, 3205 nucleotides long. RefSeq lists its product as uncharacterized. The record is from RefSeq and is a predicted model, not a curated record. Gene Ontology annotation, molecular function: serine-type endopeptidase activity; tripeptidyl-peptidase activity. Gene Ontology annotation, cellular component: membrane; cell wall; cytosol. Bases 272 to 3001 code for a protein of 909 amino acids. The transcript has 5 exons. NCBI's taxonomy places the organism in Eukaryota, Fungi, Ascomycota, Sordariomycetes, Magnaporthales, Pyriculariaceae. Gene Ontology annotation, biological process: proteolysis.